CGUGGAUGAAUAACAUGUACAAGGCCUCCCCUACUGUUGAGAACUUCUGAUAGAUACGUUUAAAGUUGGUCUUGCACGCGUGCAGCCCCUCAUAAUACGCGACCGGAUACACAGGGGCGUCUCACGCAUCGUGCGAUAUCGGCCGAUCAUCAGGCUUUACGCCUUUCAUCAGGAUUUAUUGCCUAUCGAGCUGCCACUCAUUCAAUCAUUCAUAGUCUCCCAUCGCACUGUCUCGCCAAUAUACGAUAGUCACGCCCUCGAGCAAAGACGUCAAGAUGGCGCCGAAAUUCCUCCAGACAGUAAAGUCCGCUGUUGUUGUUUUAUGUCUGGCGAACUAUAUCCUUAUCCCCUUCGACACUCAGGUCAUGAAAUCCGUCAUCGACCUGAACUGGCCCAACCUGGUGGCCUACGUCCUAAUCGAGCAGCUCUUCCUGGCCACCUUCCGGCGUCUGGAUUUCCGCAUCGCGGGGUACAUUUCCAUGGUGACUGCUCUAGCCCAGCUUCAGUUAAGGAAGAACCAAACAGCUUUGUUGAAAGCGGAGGAGAUGGGGUUGUUACUUCCGAUCGUGAUCGAUGCUGCCACCAAUGUCGCAGUCUUGGUCUUAGCAAUCAAUCUCUCCAACCCAGCUCGCCCGAAUCUUCCGAUUUUCGAGUAUGCAUCGUUGCAGGUUAUUUUUGGGUCUUAUGCUCUGCUGAAAUGGGUGCCGCCUGUUGAGUACCCAUUCAAGGUUGUGUUUGUCUCGGGGACCUGGGAGCAAGUCAGAUUGCUCACCUCUGUCCUCUCCCUACGAAUUGCAACCGGCGGGCUCUUGCAAGCGAUUGUUCUCACCUUCUCGGAACAAUCAGAGCUGAGAAUUGGGAUUCUUCGAUCCAAUUGUAACCUGGAUUUGGAUGAACCGAGUUCUGACUCGAAGGGCGAUGUCAAACCUAAGACAAAGUUUGCUGUGCACGUUAAUGUAGCGCUGAUUCUUGGAGGCGCGGCGACUAUUCUUGCGGCUGGCCUGGCGGGUGGAGUAUUUGUGGCUUUGGUGAAGACGAGGGAUGCCUUAGCCGUAGUGUGACGGACGAGGAUGGUAGAAGGGGAUUCAACUUACUGUCUGAGAUUGGAAGCUGUGAGUGUAGCGUACUGGUGCGAUCGUACAUGGACGGAUCGGAGGGAUGAACGCUUUUCGUGAAAUGGACAUGUGCGCUGUGCGAUUUUGUGGACGGUGGUCUUGAUGUAACUCGAGACGGAGUACAGGCUGCGCGCAGCAUCUUCAGUCGUUAUUAUGAGGCGAACAUCAAAGUUCGGUGUAGUUCACCAAUCGUUUGGGCUUUCUGCGUGGUGUAUUCAAAUGUGCAGAGGGCGUUUUUGUGAUCAAGCCGGGGGGGGGGG
Hyaloscypha bicolor E is the source of this 1375-nucleotide messenger RNA. RefSeq lists its product as uncharacterized. The transcript has 3 exons. Lineage: Eukaryota; Fungi; Ascomycota; Leotiomycetes; Helotiales; Hyaloscyphaceae. The record is from RefSeq and is a predicted model, not a curated record. The coding region runs from base 276 to 1061 and encodes 261 amino acids.